This is a messenger RNA of Dovyalis caffra, 861 nucleotides long. The record is from the annotation of a GenBank genome assembly. NCBI's taxonomy places the organism in Eukaryota, Viridiplantae, Streptophyta, Magnoliopsida, Malpighiales, Salicaceae.
AUGGAAUCCACUGUCUGGGCAGGCACCAUCAACCUCAACGCAGAAGAUUGUGUGGUAGCUAAAAUGGCAAAACUUGUGGAAGAAGCUCAAAAUAGCAGGUCUCAAACUCAGAGAUUCAUAGAUAGAUGUGCUCAGUACUGCACUCCAGUGGUUAUAAUCAUAGCAACUGGCUUUGCUAUGGUUCCACUAGCAUUAAGAGUUCAUAACCCCAAUCACUGGUUUCAUUUACCAUUGGUAGUUUUGGUAAGUGCAUGUCCAUGUGCCCUUAUCCUGUCUACACCAGUUGCAACUUUUUUUGCACUUACGAAGGCCGCAACGGCUGGUCUUCUGAUCAAAGGAGGUGACUAUCUUGAAACAUUAGCCAAGAUUAAGGCCAUGGCUUUUGAGAAAACUGGUACCAUAACAAGAAGAGAAUUUGUUGUCACAGAUUUCCAAUCUCUCAAUUAUGAUAUUGGCAUAGACAUAUUGCUUUAUUGGGCAUCAAGCAUUGAGAGCAAGUCAAGCCAUCCAAUGGCAGCUGUACUUGUCAAUUAUGAAAGGUCACAUUCUAUAGAACUUCGGCCAGAAAAUGUGGAAGACUUUCAAAAUUUCCCUGGAGGUGUUCAUGGAAAAAUUGAUGGCAGAGAUACAUAUAUUGAAAACAGGGAGAUUGCUUGCAGAGCAAGAUCUGGAGCAGUUCCUACAAUGGAGGGUGACAUAAGGAGAGGAAAGACCAUUGGAUACGUCCUUGUUGCACUAACCAAAAUUUUGAAAAGGUGCAAUGUGAUUCCCAAGAUAGAUGGUAGUCUAGCCAUCUCAGUGCGAGCUCAUGCAAGAACGAAAAAUGUGGGGACUCAGGAGAGAGUUGUGAGGAAUGUGUAG